CAGUUCAAGGCUCGCAACUCGGCUUUCUCCAGCGAUCGGACGUGAUCUCGAAUCUUUGUAAACGGUUGCUCUUCAAAUCUAUGGUCAGUUGGUUUUGGAGAGAGCAGAGAGAGGAAGCUCGCAUUUUUUCCCCAAAAGGAUCCGAGUCUCACUGGUAUUUUCUCAAAUUGUAAGACAACGACAUUGUGCAUCUCAUAUUCUGAUAUUUGGAAAGGAUCAAGCUUGCCAUUCAUUGAUUCAAGCCCGAGUUUAUUCAGCGUUUUUUUACUUGAGUCUCUAAAGCAGAGCAAGGAUGGUUGAAAGCAAAGUGCUUAGAUCUUGUCUAGCUGGAGGGUUAUCAACAUGCUGUGCCAAAACAACGACGGCACCUUUAGAAAGGUUAAAAAUUCUGUUUCAAGCCCAGAACCAUCACUACAAGGACAUGAGUAUAUACCAAGCCUUGAAAGCCAUUUACAAGAAAGAAGGAACCCGUGGAUACUAUAAAGGGAAUGGAGCAAUGAUGGUACGUGUAUUCCCAUAUGGUGCUAUACAGUUUGUAUCUUAUGAACAGUUCAAGGAUGUGUUCUCACAUAGCUUCGACAAUGGCCAUGUUGGAAAGAUUCUAGCAGGAGCACUUGCUGGCUUUACGGCAUGUGCUUUUACCUAUCCACUAGAUGUCGUAAGGUCCAGGCUUGCAUUCCAGGUUGCAGAUGAGCAGCUGUACUGUGGAAUUUGCCAGACACUUCAACAGAUCUUUAUGACUGAGGGUGGAAUAUCUGCGUUGUACAAGGGAUUCAUGCCCACUGGAUUGGCAAUGAUUCCUGCUGUAGGUCUUGGAUUCUAUGCCUUUGAGUCCUUCAAGGAUUUCAUAGUAUCCAUGAAUGGCCCAAUGACCAGAGUACAUCCUGUUUCUGGAGACACAGUAUUAACAGCUUCUGGAGGUCUGGUCUGUGGUGCAUUGUCAGGAGCUUCCUCACAGACAGUUGCCUAUCCCUUAGACGUUGUGAGACGAAGAAUGCAGCUUGCUGGUUCAUUGGCUGAUGGACACAAGUAUAGAGGCUGCAUCAGUACGUUCGUCACAGUGUACACAGAGAAUGGGAUAAAGCGUGGACUGUAUCGUGGCUUGUCAAUCAACUACCUCAGGGUGUGUCCACAAGUAGCAGUAAUGUUCACUGUGUACGAACUUACAAAACAGCUACUUGAAGAAUCAUCAGCUUCUGAGUAGUCAGAAUUGUGAUAGCAUAGCUGAAGCUGUGCCGAGGCUUGCUAAAGCCAGGAUUGCAAGACGACACCUUUCUCCCCAACCCUUGGAUGGAUGCAAAGGAUAUUCUGAUCUCAGGUGCUGUGCACUGUACUACCUAACAUUUGAAAGAUCAAAGCAAGAAAUACUAUAAGCAAUUAUUGCAUCUUUAAAACUAUCAGUGUUACACAGAUUCACCUGAUGAUGUUGUGUACUAUUUUAGGUGCACUGAUGAUGAGUCAAACAAAAGAGACGCUUUUGGACUUUUUAUGUGUUUAAUCCACAUAAUUAGCUAUGAAUAUCAAUUUCUAAUUGAUUUACAUAAGGUUGCAAAAAUAUUUGCAGUGGAUUCUAGUCUCCACAAUCAAAAAAUGUGAUAUAAUCGAAACAUUUCAGGGACCUUAAACAUAGGCAUUAGUUGACAUUUUCUUGUUCUAUUCAUGCAGUUUGUUUGAGUACUCUGAUCAAGAUUAAUUUCUUUUCAGGCUGCAUUAUGUACUGCUGUUUAAAUUAGAAUUUGGUCAAGUUUAAGCAUUGAAUCACUUGGAAGCUUUUUAAGCUGCAAGAACUUUAAAUUUUGAUUGACAGCAGCAAAACAGUAAUUAUACAAAACAUAACAAGAAAUUAUCGAAAAUCGUACAGUUUAAAAAUAUCGAAUAGGUAUAAAGUAAUUAUGAGAAUUAACCAUGAUCGCUCAUGAAUAUGGUAUUGCUAAAGAAUACCGCUGAAAUUGCUUCAUAGCAACCCUGCCACUUAAUGAAAAUUAUGACAUUUUCAUUUGCUUCUACCAUAAUUAUAGUUCAUUAUAAAACACUUUAUCAAAAAUUCUUCAAAAAAAUUGAAAGCCUUUCAUCAAUGGGCCUUACUUACAUGGUAGCCAUGUUGACUAGAACAUUAUGUUUUCCCAUGUGUAUCCUCACAUUCAAGUGCUUGAGAAUAAAUUUAUGUGGGUUAAACAAAGGUUUUUACUCUCAGGAAGAAAAACAUGGUGCCCGUGUUAGUAAGACCCAUAUUGGAAAUCAAUUAUUUUGGCUGCAACAAAAUUUACAAUUUUAUCCAUCUAUCAUUGCAUUUCCAUGCUUAUGUGUAUGCAAUACAGGAUAUUUCAAGACGUUUGCAUUGACAGUGCAAUAUGAUAUGCAAAAGUAUGACGGGCUUUUUGCUGAAAAUGAACUUUUACAAGCCUUAUUUGGCAGAACCAGCCAGCGUCUCAUCAAAAUGUGUCAGGUUAAUGUACAAAAGCCUGAGAAUAGGAGUAUGUGAAUACAUUAAAUGUGGUCUUACUUUUGCAUAAAAAAAUUAUUUCUGAAAAAAAACCUUUAAUUUUGUAUUGAUAUUUCAUUUGGUGAAAUAUAAUUUCAAAGAAGUCAAAAAAUAUGUAUAUGAUGUACAUGGAUAUUUAUCACUCAUCUAGAUUUUAUUCAGAUAGUUCAGAUAGUUUAGAUAGUAGGAAAAUAUAUAUUAUUUACAAAAUCCAAUAUAAAAUAGAGGGAUUAUUAUUUAUGUAAAAAGAAUUAUCAUUAGAAAAAAUUCCUACCUGAACUAAAAAAGAAUAGAAUAAAAGUUUAUAAUAAAUAAAUGAGUUUUGUAUUUCAUUUUUUGUAAAUUAUAGACAAUAGGGAUCUGCCAUUAUAUUUGAUUUGCUGUGUAGCUGUAGUGGGGGUGUACAGUGAAUAUCCAGGAAGCUGAGAGAUAGAAAGAGGGGGAGGUGGGGUUGGAAAUUUUGGUGUUAGGCAAAUCUCACUGCAAUGGAUGCAAUAAACCAGCUUGAAUAAAUGAG
This is a messenger RNA of Actinia tenebrosa (Australian red waratah sea anemone), 2999 nucleotides long. RefSeq names its product mitochondrial coenzyme A transporter SLC25A16. The record is from RefSeq and is a predicted model, not a curated record. Gene Ontology annotation, cellular component: mitochondrial inner membrane. Lineage: Eukaryota; Metazoa; Cnidaria; Anthozoa; Actiniaria; Actiniidae. Gene Ontology annotation, biological process: transmembrane transport.